Messenger RNA from Caenorhabditis remanei, 801 nucleotides. RefSeq lists its product as uncharacterized. The coding region runs from base 1 to 801 and encodes 266 amino acids. The record is from RefSeq and is a predicted model, not a curated record. The transcript is spliced from 6 exons. Lineage: Eukaryota; Metazoa; Nematoda; Chromadorea; Rhabditida; Rhabditidae.
AUGCUUCCUAUCAGCAACAACAGACUAGGGUCCACCAGCAAGGAUCAAUCAGAUACGGUUUCUCAUAAAUCUCAACACUGCCUGACGUUAUCAACCAACUCUAACUAUAUUCAACAUGUCUGUAACGAUGCAUCAUCCCCGAUGUAUUCUGGGACUCGCAAUUCUUCUGUAUCAAUCAACUAUCCGGAUUCAAAAGAAGAAGCAAAUGAUUUACUGCUGCCAAAUAAUCUGAUGCCACCCCGAGACCCUUGUGCUUCUCGCCUAUCCACAUCAUCUGCAUGGAACAGUAUACGACUCUCUGCACUUUCUUUAUCUAGGGUGUUCUUCCUCAAGCCGUGCUCUAAACACAAAUGUUGUUUGGGAUGUAUUUCCCUCCGUGAUGCCAUCCCUCUAAUCUGCACUGUUGAAAUGUUCUCAUUAGUGUUCACAAUUACUAUUUGGAAAAGCAAACGACGGAAUUGGUACAUUGUGCAUAUCAUUUGGCAGUGGACUAUCAUUGAACUAUUUGGGUUUUUCAUCUAUAUGGUUGUCACAUGGGCGCGGAAUGCAGAGAAACAAAGCAUUCUUAUGCCAAGCGCGUAUGUUUUGAUAGGUGCCACCUCGUUCGGAGCUCUAGUGGAGAUUUGGUGGCUCAUCAUUUUUGUGGAUGCUAUGCUAUUUGAGAAGUCUAGUGACUCUUAUGGGAGCAGGAGGACAUCAAAUGAAAACAGAGAGGACUUGGAGGAGUCAGAGAGCUCAAACAGCCCAACAUCAAUCAGGCCCAAUAUAAAAAUAACUGAAAACUGUGAAAUUGUGAUAUAA